AUGGAUACGCAGAGAAGUUCAACCUCAAGUAAUAAGUCGCCAAGUUCAUCGGCAUCCACUCCACAAUUAGCAGCAGGAUUAAUACCAGGUGCUACUCAGCCGAUACCAAAGAAGUCACAGCAGAUUAAAACAGAUAAACCAAGGCCGCAUAUAUGCUCAAUAUGUACUAGGGCUUUUGCGAGAUUGGAACACUUGAAGAGACAUGAGAGGUCGCAUACGAACGAAAAGCCGUUUCAAUGUGCUGUUUGCGGACGAUGCUUUGCUAGAAGAGAUUUGGUGUUGAGACACCAACAGAAGUUGCAUGGAAGUUUGCCUAAUAUCAUGCGCCGGGGUUCGUCGAAGGACGUGGACAUUAACGAACACGUUAUUGUGUUGACCAACAAUACUGAUGCAAACGCACCACUUCCAUCAUCGAUGAACCAGGACGGAUCGUUAGCAUUACCGAACGGGAUAAAUACGGUGUCCCCAGGGCAAUCGCAACUUUUUUCACCUCCAAAAAGCAAUGAAUAUGGGGGAGCGAAUAAUGCGAAUGCUAAUAGUAAUGCGAACCAAAAUAACUACAACCAGACCCAGCAAGGACAACUUCGGACUUCUUUAUUUAACCACCUUAAUUCUUAUACCUUGAAGUCACAAAGCUUGGGCACUAACCAGUAUUCUGGUACUAGCAAUAACGGAACUGUAAUACCGUCGCCGAUUCCCACAAACUCGAGUCACAAUACACCUCCUAAUAUAGCCCAACAGAAUACGAGCUCUUCACUCCCAAACGUUACUCAACAACCAUCGCCCCAGGCUGGUGAUUCGCCUAACAAGCAAUCAAAGCAAUAUCAUCAUAUUCCCCCACAUUUACGUCAACAACAAUCUCAGUAUCGCCAUGCGUCAUUCUCGGCGUCCUCAGCAACGUCAUAUACUAAUGUAAAGGAUUCUAUUAAUAUUCUGCAAAAUAACACCAUCGCUGAAGCACCAGAGCACGUAGAGUUUGCUACUCCUCAGUUAUCGGCAAUUGAUUUGCAUUCGAAACGAUUAUUGUCCGAGUUAGAUUUGCAUUCAUUGGGUCUUGAUAUUGAAAAUAUAGACAGCCUUGAUCUAGGACAUAACUCACAUCAUCCAGCCUUCAACCAUUUAGCUCAUAAUGCAAAUCGAGCUUCAAAACACAAUCCAAAGGAUACACCACAAUACGCAGAACAGGACGUGAUAGCUGCACAUCAGUUUCAAAACCCAAAUCACCCACAUCAUAUUAAAGGCACAACUCCUAUAGAACCUGAAAUGUACGCACCAAAUGACCCUGCUAUGGUACAGCAUAUGCUACAAAUGAAUGGUCUUAAUAGCGAAGCAAGUUUUGAAAAUUUGCCUAGCAUAUCUAAAUAUGGCCGUUAUGAAUUUUCUUUGAAUAAUGCAGUAAUACAGGAAAAGCAGAAGAGAAAGGGCAACCCUAUUACGGCCAAUUCUACAGACCACAAAAGAAUGAAAAGUAAUCUUGAUAUACAGACUGACAAUGACUGGUUGGAAGAUAUGAUUAAUGCUCCUUCUGCAUCUACAUUCUUUCCGGCAUCAUAUCAUACUGGAUUUGAUGAUUCUGGCGAUUUAUUACCUGGCCUGAUUGAUGAUAUUUCUUCAUUAUUUAGAGCAAGACAGGUUGACUUAAAGCAAAUCAGUCCUCCAAAUUCUAAAAUCCAAGAAGACAAUGAAUCUGAUAUCAAUAUUGCCUUUACUAUAAAUGAUUCACAAUCCAAUUUCAUAACUGAAGAAUUGCGUAAUCGUAUCAUUUUAGUAGGCAACUUAUCAAAUUUACAAUUUCCUCCAUUAGAAGAGUUAAAUUCAUAUAUGAAAUUAUAUGAGAAAGAAUUCAAUAAGUUCUUUCCAUUCGUUCAUCUACCAUCCUUAAAAAACCCAAGGGUUGAUUUUUUUGAAAAGAUUCCAUUAUUACUUGCAAUGGGAGCCAUAGGUGCAUUGUAUUCUUAUCGAGAUACUAAUUCUUUACUUUUAUUCAAUCUAUCAAAAUCGCAAAUUCAAAAGUUUUUUGAAAAAGAGGUUACAACGAACCAUUUGGAGUUAAAAAAGAUACCACUUAUGGUACAUCAAUGCUUAGUACUACAUAUUUUUAUUGCUAUGUUUUUGAAUGAACCAGAUAUGGUUGAUAUUACGUCGAAACAAAUGAAAUCAAUGGUGGGCUUAAUUAAAUCAACAGACUUUAAUAAACCUUUAGAAAGAUUAUUAGUUCCACCAUCUCUGCUUGAUAAGACAGAUCCAGGCAGUGUUCAAAGUAAUUUUGAUUAUUUUAUAAUGGCUCAAUCAAGGAUUCGUACCCUUAAUUGUUUCUAUAUGCUUGAAGUAUUUAGAACUUCAUUAAUACGGUUACCAAUACAGUUUUCUGCGUCGAAUGUUAAUUGUGGUACUCAUUGUUUAACGGAGAAUUUAUGGAGAAGUAAUGAUGCAAGCCAAUGGGUUAAUCAAUUAGCUAACAACACUCAACCAUUGAUUGAUUUGAGUAAUGGAGAAUCAUUGCAGUCUAUUAUUGGUGACUUAAACAAUCACCACUAUGAUACGAAAAUGUCGUUCUAUGGCUUGUUAUCAUUAUUGAUGUAUAUACACGAACAAAUUCAUGAAGAAGUAUUGAAGAAUAAACUGUUCAAUUCUACUUUAUGGAGAUUAAACUCAAGACCACGGUUGGAAUCUCUUAUUAAGUCGUGGGAGUCAAUUUUUGUUAAAAACGGUGGGAUCCUAGUUGUUAACAACAAUAAUAAUCAUUUGCUAAAUGCCCAUAAUGAAUUCAAAAUUAUUUUACCACUUUAUUCACUUGCAAAAAUUAAAAUAAAUAUGAGCUUGACUCCAAUAAUGGAAAGGGUAUUGUACAAAGAUUGGAAUGGUAUGAAUGAAGCCAUUUUCUCAUUUGAUAACGAUAGAGACGCAUUGAAAGAAUGUGUCAUGCACUCUAUCGAAAUCUUAUCGUUAUGGACUCACAAUGUUGCCAUAGUUGACGAUUCAAAACGUACGUCUUUAAGAACGCCAGUAUUUUUUGUCACAUGUGUAUUUGCAUCAAUAAUGAUUAUUUCUCAUUACUUGUAUUCUAUGGAAGAAUCAAAGGCUCAAAGUUUAAGUCCAUCAGACAAGAGUGCCUGGAUAAAAUGUGAAAAUGCAUUACAGGCGGCUGAAAAGGUGUUACCUCCUGUCGGUAAUACUAAGAACUAUUCUGAGUUCUUAAAAAAGCAAUUUGGUGGAGUGUCACUGCCUGAAAUUAAUACUACAAAGAAAUUGAUAUCAUCAAAUUCUGACGAAAGCUCAAUCAUUACAUCAAUUAAGAAGACCAACUUAUCCGUUAAAAGUUUAUAUUUGGGCUUGCAUAUGUUGGCAGAUACAUCCAUUUGGCCCUUGGCAAUGGGAUUUGCUGAAGCACUUAAAAAUAGAGCGACAUAUAUCACAAAUCGUAAAUAG
Molecule: messenger RNA, 3429 nt
Organism: Debaryomyces fabryi
Lineage: Eukaryota; Fungi; Ascomycota; Pichiomycetes; Serinales; Debaryomycetaceae
Exons: 1
Coding region: 1-3429 (1142 amino acids)
Biological process (GO): regulation of transcription by RNA polymerase II; DNA-templated transcription
Cellular component (GO): chromatin
Molecular function (GO): DNA-binding transcription factor activity, RNA polymerase II-specific; zinc ion binding; RNA polymerase II cis-regulatory region sequence-specific DNA binding
Source: RefSeq, a predicted model, not a curated record